This is a messenger RNA of Procambarus clarkii (red swamp crayfish), 1947 nucleotides long. NCBI's taxonomy places the organism in Eukaryota, Metazoa, Arthropoda, Malacostraca, Decapoda, Cambaridae. The record is from RefSeq and is a predicted model, not a curated record.
UCAUGUUUGUGGCCACUGGGAUGUGUUGUGUUUACGCUGGCGGGCGACGUAAACAAUUCUAAACGUCAUUUAAAACUCCGCCUACUGUAAAGGAGGCUGUACGUGUCUGGACUGCACUAUAACACUUCGGGGCCCUGAUGCUUCACCUAUUUAGCCAUAUCAGCGCUUUUAACCUCAACAUGGAGUGUAUCAUAGACCGAGAAGACUGUUAACUGUGAGGAAUGACUGGUCAUGCAAGCUGAGAAGUGCUGUUGAAAGGUGCCAUGCGGUCGGUUGAUGAAAACGUGGAAAGUGGAUUAUUUAGUCACAAUAUUCAGCAGAAUGGCUAGUAAUAAAGUGUUUGAUUGUGAAGGCUCAAACAUCACAACAGCAGUUGAAGCAGCAGGAAGAUUAACUGAAGAAAACAGAAUAAGAGCUGCAUCUGAAAAUUCAAGCAUGAGUAGGUCUCAAGAUUCAGGAGUAAUUUCCAGUCAGGUUCCUCCUGAUCAUCAGAGAGAGACUAAUGUCAAGUCCCAAGGGCAAAUUGGCCAAGAAAAUCCAACCUCAGCCUAUGUAACAUCAACACCAAUUAAAACUAGUCAAAUUCUGGGCAAAAUUGCCGAGUAUGAAAUUUUGCCAAGCCAGAUGAUCCUUGAUGACCCAUUGCUGUCAUCCAUUGAUGACUUGGAAGAUAUAACUGAACAUCAAAUUGAGAGUUUAGGAUCAGAUGAUGAGUGUGAAAAUAGUUUGUCAACAUUACAUCAAACUAAAAUAAAAGCAGAUUGUGACACUACUAAAAAAUGUUCCAUUAUGAAUCCAAUUUGUAAUGAAAUAUCAGCAAAAUCAAGCAUAAACGAAAGCCAACCAUUUUCAAAAAUCAUAAAAUCAGAUGCAUCAUCUGUAAAGAGGAAUAUAUUUGAUAUUCCUGUUAGUCCCAAAUUAAAGAGUCGGGUCCGUCAACGGCUGUAUACUUUAGUUAAUUCUAUUGAUGGCUACAAAGGAAAUAUAAAUGUUGAAGAUGAAGAAGAAAAUAUCAGGAAAAUCUGCUUUGAAGCCGUAAAAUCCAUGUCAAAUUCCAAACUUAAUAUGUCUGACUCUAUUCAAUCAAAUGCUUCUUCAAUUUCUGACCCGAGAGAAAAAUUACCGAACAAACCCUGUGUUCAAGGUAUAAAAAAUGACCUGAUAAUAACUAACUGUGUGUGUAAUGCCAAAGUUUGCAAAUGCCAUUCACAAGAAUGUAUUGCAGUAAACAUGAGUCAGCAAAGAGACAAUUCAAACCUAAAUAAUACAUACAUAUCUACCCUUAACAACAGUGUUAGUGAAAGGUACGGGAGUGUUCUGUCCACUGUGCUGGAAUCUCAAGUGAGAACACUGCAACUUCACCAUGAGCAGCUUAACCAAGAAAAACUCAGUGUUGCCAUGCAGAAAAAAGAUCAGGAAACUCAAGCCAGAAUCUCUCUCUAUCAAGGAAAGUUGCAGCAGAUAACUCAGGUUAUGGAUGAUCUGAAAUUCAAGAUGUCAGAAAUGCAAAAGAAGAUUACAGAGCAAUCUCAGUUUUAUGAAGACAAAAUCAAGAAGCAAGAUGAAAAACAUAGGGAAAAUUUGGCAACAACAAAGAUUUUGUGUGAGAAAAAGGUUCAUGAAGCAGAAUCUAAGAUUCGUGAGGAAAUAACAAAAUCAUAUGAAAAGAAAAUUCUGGAAAUAUUAUCCACAACAAAGGAAAAGGCUGCAGUAGUUGAAAAAGAGCAGCAACUCAAUAUACUUCAGUUGAAUAACAUUAUCAGCAAGCUAAAAGCAGAAAAAAAACAACUUGAAGCAUUACUAGCUGAUUCAAAUACAAACUUUGACAACAAUAAAUUGGUUGUUAGAAUUGUUGAGAUUUCAAAGGAGAAGGAUGCUAUUCAAGAAGAGCUGGAAUUAACAAAACAAAGGUAUGUUUUAACCACUGCACUGCACAGAGCACCUUAA